Molecule: messenger RNA, 2980 nt
Organism: Girardinichthys multiradiatus
Lineage: Eukaryota; Metazoa; Chordata; Actinopteri; Cyprinodontiformes; Goodeidae
Gene: fzd8a
Product: frizzled class receptor 8a
Exons: 1
Coding region: 361-2097 (578 amino acids)
Biological process (GO): non-canonical Wnt signaling pathway; canonical Wnt signaling pathway
Cellular component (GO): plasma membrane
Molecular function (GO): Wnt receptor activity; Wnt-protein binding
Source: RefSeq, a predicted model, not a curated record
ACUGCGCGACUUAUGGGGAGCUGACUGAAUGCAGCCGCCGCGUUUUGGAAGGGAAGAAAGGAGGCCGCCACGUUUCUGUUUGCAUCGCCCGGACAGCCGCCUGGGUUGUUUUUAUUUAUUUAUUUGCUACAGACUGAAUGAGGAUACUGACAGCAGCUGCUGUGGAGCUGAAAUCUCAUCUCUGCCAUCUUUGACUGCCCCCCUCCUGCUCCUCCUCAGCUCAAAGUAAACACGGCUUGCACACUGCGUGCAACUCCGUGCAGAAUCCCGAGGCAGGCGAGAUGGGUUCGGUGCGCGACAUCUGACCCGAUCUGUUCGCUUCAGAGCCGCAGAGGGGAGUGGACGCGACUCGUCAGAGACAUGGACCUGUUCGGGAUUUACCUGCUCCUCUGCCUCGCUCUCAUUCCCCGAUCCAGCUGCACCACGGCUAAGGAGAUCACCUGCCAGGAAAUAGUCGUACCCCUGUGCAAGGGGAUCGGCUACAACUACACCUACAUGCCCAAUCAGUUCAACCACGACACGCAGGACGAGGCUGGUCUGGAGGUGCACCAGUUCUGGCCUCUGGUGGAGAUCCAGUGUUCCCCGGACCUGAAGUUCUUCCUCUGCAGCAUGUAUACCCCGAUUUGUUUGGAGGACUACAAAAAGCCCCUUCCGCCGUGCCGGAGCGUGUGCGAGAGAGCUCGGUCCGGCUGCGCGCCGCUCAUGAGGCAGUACGGCUUCCCCUGGCCGGACAGGAUGAAGUGCGACCUGCUGCCGGUGCAGGGAACCCCGGAUACCCUUUGCAUGGACUACAACAGGACGGACUCCACCACGGUUUCCCCCGUGCUGUCAAAACCUACUAACCAUCCUGGGAAAAGUUCCAACCCGGCUAAAAAUAAGCCCGGCAGACCUGGAAAGUACAAGCCACCCGCCGCUCCAUGCGAGCCGGGCUGUAAGUGUUUGGAGCCCAUGGUGCCAGUGAACACAGACCGCCACCCGCUUUACAACCGAGUCAAAACCGGGCAGAUCACCAACUGUGCCAUGCCGUGCCACAACCCUUACUUUACGCACGAUGAGAGAGCUUUCACCGCAUUCUGGAUCGGACUUUGGUCCGUGCUGUGCUUCGUAUCAACUUUUGCAACCGUGGCCACUUUCCUCAUCGAUAUGGAGCGCUUCAAGUACCCGGAGAGGCCGAUUAUCUUCCUGUCUGUCUGCUACAUGUUUGUUUCGGUCGGCUAUAUCGUGAGGCUGGUCGCGGGGCACGAGAAGGUGGCCUGCAACCGGGAGUUUGAGCUGGAGCACAUCCACUACCAGACCACCGGCCCCGCGCUCUGCACCGUGGUCUUCCUCCUCAUCUACUUCUUCGGCAUGGCCAGCUCCAUCUGGUGGGUCAUCCUGUCCCUCACCUGGUUCCUCGCAGCUGGGAUGAAGUGGGGCAAUGAGGCGAUCGCCAGUUACUCCCAGUACUUCCACCUGGCCGCUUGGCUCAUUCCCAGCAUGAAGUCCAUCGCAGUGCUGGCGCUCAGCUCCGUGGAUGGAGACUCAGUGGCUGGGAUCUGCUACGUGGGGAACCAGAACUUGGACAACCUUCGUGGCUUUGUCUUAGCACCUUUGGUGAUUUAUUUAUUCAUCGGGACCAUGUUUCUCCUGGCUGGAUUCGUGUCACUGUUCAGGAUCCGCAGCGUCAUCAAGCAAGGCGGCACCAAGACUGACAAACUAGAGAAGCUGAUGAUCCGGAUCGGCAUUUUCACGGUGCUCUACACGGUGCCGGCGACUAUAAUUGUCGCCUGUUACUUUUAUGAGCAGCACAACAGACAGAGUUGGGAGAUUACGCACAACUGCUCCAACUGCCUGCUGGAGCGGGACCGCAGGAGCCCGGACUACGCGGUGUUUAUGCUCAAGUACUUUAUGUGCCUUCUGGUGGGCAUCACGUCUGGGGUGUGGAUCUGGUCUGGGAAGACUGUGGACUCCUGGAGGACUUUCUGCACCCGCUGCUGCUGGGGCAGCAAGGGCACCGGGGGCUCCAUGUACAGUGACGUGAGCACGGGGCUGACGUGGAGGUCGGGCACGGCCAGCUCCGUGUCCUGCCCCAAGCAGAUGCCGCUGUCCCAGGUCUGAAUGUGGAGGGGUGCACGAUGGGGGGUAAAAGCAGCUUAUGGGGGACUGCUAAUUGUUUGGGAGAUAACCCAUCACAUGGUGUCUGAAACAAUUUGCAUUGUAAUGAACUGCUGCUGAGCUGUACCUGGCAUUCACACCAAUCAAUUCCCUCUUGUUUGUAUGUAUUAGACAGGGCCGGCCCAAGGUUACAAGAGGCCCAAAGCAGAAUUUCGUUUUAGGGGGCCCAUGAAAUGAUCACAGUUAUUAUGCCCUUGGAUGAGUUGAAGCGACUUGGGUAAAGUUUAAAGUUUUUAUUGCAAACAAUCACAUAAAAUUAAAAUAUUACACAUUGAUAUAGUAACAAAAAGUCACAGCAAGCAUGAAGUUGCAGAAAUUAGUACAUUUGCUUGUAGAAAAUGACUCUGUUUAUACAACUGUUAAAUUAUUAAAGUUUUCGCAAACCCGUUCUUUGUAUAUUCAAGUGCUGUUGGGACCCUCCUAGUUUGCAAUACCUUGGGUCGGCUCUGGUGUUAAAGAUGCAGGCUGAGCAAACUGGGUAUUACUUGCUUAGUGUAAGCAUUUUGUAAAACCAUUUUAUCUACUUUCUGGUAGAUAAAAAUGCAUAAUUUAAUCACAGAAAAAAAAAGGGGGGGGGGGGGGGGGGGUAAAUUAAAGCCUUAAUCAUGCCCACGUACUUUUUUUUUUUUUUUUUUACGGGUCCUUCAUUUUGUAAUUUCAGAUGUAUUUAUAUAAGAGCUAAUGUAAAAUAAAACUGUGUAUAUUUGUGUAUAAAGGAAACCUUUAUAAGAUAUUGUAAAUGUGUACAAAGUGUAGAGAUGCCUCUUUUUUCUGACAAAGCAAAUAUGAUCUUUAUUUUGACAAUAAAACAUUGGAUAAAUCUCAA